Molecule: messenger RNA, 5293 nt
Organism: Pocillopora meandrina
Lineage: Eukaryota; Metazoa; Cnidaria; Anthozoa; Scleractinia; Pocilloporidae
Source: the annotation of a GenBank genome assembly
CUGUAAUUUGCAUACCGCUUUGUACGUGAGACCAUCGUUCACGUGGGUGUUGUCUGCAUGGUAUAGUGUUACCAGAUUUUACGAGGAGAUUAUAAUUCAUCCAAUUGCUCUCUCGUAACCAUCAAAAUACCGGUAUUCCUCAGAAUGAAAGUGUUUAUCUUCGCUUUCGCUUUGGUUUUAUCUGCUUCGUCUCUAGUGCACGCAGUAAAGAAAUGCGAAAAGAUAGAUGCUUGCAGAUGUUCCACGGAUGAAGGAGAACUAAAUAUUUGGAGCGUUGCAGGACAGAAAACAAACGGAGCGAGGUAAGCGUUAGCUUUUUAAAUGUUUUAGAGAAGAUCGACUGAAGUGAAACUUUUAGUUUGAAUAAGCAUAAAGAACACGUGUAUUUGUCUGAAGAUUAGAAGAAAUUAAUUGUUAUGGCGUCACAAUGGCUUCGGUAUGGAAAUAACCUCAUCAAAACGGCCAGAAGACGUAACUGAAAAAUAAAUUAUUCUUCAGCUUGAUCGCAUUGCGUCUAGUGUUCAACUUGGGAGAGAAGCUGCGAUGAUAAAUGUGCAUAUAUUUAUAUAUAUCCUUCUUUAAAAAAGCGACACUGUAAGCAGAGCUUAACCAAGACCAAUGUUUAACUUGAACUUUGACUCCGGCCUUGGCACAGCAUGAAUUCGUGUAAAUGUUCUCGACCGGGUGGGAUUUCAUCUCCUUUACUCCGAGCGCUGCAGAGCGCUGCUACAGACAUGUGUAAUUUUUUCUUUCUAGGCCGAAGCACCUCGUUUUAAACAUUGAAGCAUGCCGCUAAUUUGUCAUGUGGCUCUGAAUUUUCCUCCUUCUGCCGACCAUCCCCCCUGCUGCGAGAGCUUGCUCACGGGCUAAAUUAUCUUCAAGUCGAUUGCAUACAGAUAGCGGAGUAAAUUAUUCCCGCUGGUAAUAUUGGUUGAAAAUAUUCUGCCGCGAGAUGAAUAAAUUUUUGCAUGAAUUUCGCGUUAACGGAAAAUUAGCAACAAAAACAAAAAGAGAACUAGCCGUUCUUUCUUAAAUUUUUGUCCAUCCAGAUUGUGUUUUUGGUUUAAUUUGUUUUUUUCUAACAUGCCUUUUGAUGAGAAAGUAAGCAGUCUAAGUUUGCCUAUGUUUUUUUUGCCUGCGAAGUCAAAACAUACCACGCGGUCAGUUUUCAGGGUGUCUUUUGUUACCCCAGUGAUUACCAGUGUUAAUUGUUCUGUCACGUCUUAGGAAAUAAAUUACCAUGACAACGUACUCCAGUUUGCGUGAUUCAGACAAAGUGUGCGUAAGAUAAGGUGUUAGAUGAGGGAGGAAUGGGGAGACUAUAGAAUAUAAAUACUAACUUCCUUUCUUAUAAUCGAACAGAUUCAACAUCUCGGCAUCCGGUCCCGCUCAAAAGUCGACCUACUAUCUGUGGAACCCCUGUAGCCCAAGGACCGAGCAGGGCGACCCCUGCCAGGAUUCAUCAGUAAGUUCGUACAAUUCGUGCUCUAAGAGAUUCCAGUGUGCAAUUACCACGUUGUGGCCGAUGUCGCUUAGUAGCUAUUUCAUACAAGCAAACACCGCAGACGUGGAGCGAGAACAAAGAGGACGCGAAGGGCGAGAUACGCGCCUCACGUCGACACAACAAUGCAAAAGAAGUAAAUAAAAUAAGAUCAUGCGUGUUGAGCAAGUUGAGCUCCUCCAAAAUUUUUGUCAGAGCUUAAUUAUUCCUACACCCCCUUUCUUACCGCACAGUGUACAAAAAAAAAAAGAAAAAAAAACGAAGGAUGUCAGUUGGCGUGGCGGAACUGAAUCUUUUCAGGGUACUCAGGCGUUAUGUCACGCAAUGCUCACUACUGUGGCGUGACAUUCUUAAUAAGAGCUGUGAGCAAAGCUAAGUCAGUGGUGAUUAUGGAAAGUAUGAUGAUGAUGUGAUAACAAUGCUAACGAUUGCCACGACGACGAAAUUAAUGAUGGAAAUGAUUAUCGUCGUUGACGACGACGACGCCGAGGGCAACACAAAGGGAAUAAAUGACUUAUCAAUAGCUACGUGUAACAUGACAUUGAGAUUAUGUUUCCGCAUAGCCGACAUUAUUGCGUUGCUGACAACGUCAAUUCUAAUCAUAAAUGAUCAUGGCAAAAAACAAACAUCAAGAAAUAAUGAUAAUUUUAAAGAACAUAAUUGUAUUUUAUCCUCAAUAUUAUAAUAGUGAGCCUGUGAGCAGGCCGUUAUUGAUAGCUUUACAGGACGCGCGAUUUUUCCGCCCGUGGAAAGAUGCGAGACAAAUCGGGGAGAGUUUACGGGGGUGAAGGAGGAUGAAGGGGGGUAAAGAUGUGACUCCUCUUAUGAACCUCUUGUCAGUUCGCGUACCUAAAGGCCUCAUAAUUUCCGGUUCGCGUACCUGAAGGCCUCAUAAUUUCCCGAGGGCCAAUAAACGUGCCGAAGCGCCAAUGAUGCAUAUCACCAACAACAAGUGCCAAUAACGAUGUCCUACUUGCAGCCUAAAUGAUAUGCCAUCAUCGGAAUAUUUCUAGAGUCAUCCGUGACGGUAAUGCUAACCUCACCAAAUUCUGCAGGUUUGUCAAGUUAGCCAGAUAACACUUUCUGACGUGUCACGCAAGAACAUUGGAGAACGCGAUCUCUCGGACUGCGUCCUUGACGAGAACAGUGGACAAUGUAUGUUGACUUAUGGAAUCACGGGGAACGACCAAAUGUAAGUAUUACUUGUUUUGCUGCUCUCUGAAUUUUUCACAAGUUGACUGAAGUUCACUCUGAGUGAACUUACGGGAAGUCUGUGGAUUCCUCAUGGCAAAUUUACACCGGAGUUAAUACCCUUAAUUUUUUGGAUCCAUGUCAGUAGUUGAGGAACUACACACCUACUCCUCCCCUACCCUAACUAUGACCCUUGCUUGAUGUUGGGUUAGGGGAGGGGGAGGUGCGACGUUUCUUAUAACACGUCAUUUUAUGGUGUGGAAAGCUAACCUUAUUGGGUGGUUAAAUUUUCACUUUAAAGGAGAACAUCGAUUUCCUUGGUGUGUAGUGAAACAGAAGUUGGAAAAGUCGACCCCAUGAGCGUCAAUGGCUCGUCCUAUGUAAGUUUAAAGCGGUCCUCGUUAUCGUUCUGCGUUCCUUUGCCUCUUCAUGUAAUCUUUCCUCUUGGACGCUUAUUAGACGAUCCAAACCCUUCCAGUGUUUCAAUGUUUUUUCAUCCUUUACAGCACACCUCCCUGCACAGCAUGUGCGCAUGUCCAGGAAGAUGUCUGCUCGACGCCAAAGAGGAUGCCGGGAUUCGGUUUGAUUCGUCAGAUGUAGGCGGGAGUGGAUUGAGUGUUGGUGCUAUCGUAGGAAUAGCGUGAGUGAAUAAAAUUACUUUUCUAAUGAUUGGACAGUGACCACCAAACAAUGAGGAUACCUGCACACUAGAUUAAUUCACUCCAACAAUUAACUUAGUGUCCAGGUCUCCUCAUUGUUUUACGGACCGGUUCGGUUUGUUGAGGAAAUUUUCUCAGUCUUCAGUCUUUCUACGUCGGCAAAUCAUCCUUUCAUUAGUUUUUGAAUUAAGAUUUACAGGAACACCCUAGUUAUAUAUUGUGCGAUCCAAAUGAAGCCGCCCACAUUUGCACUAGCUGAAUUUUCACUUUUUCAUUUUCUCUUACAGAAUUGCAGGUGUCAUCUUCCUAAUCAUUUUGCUUUUUGCAAUUUUUAUUUGCUGCCUGCGCCGCAAGCUUCCCUCUGGUAUUCCCAAGCCAUCUGUCUGUACUACGGUGAAGGUAGGUGGAUUACAGUGAAAUUAUUUCAGAUUAUUCAAGAGGCUUUUUUCACCUUAUCAGCGAAGCAAGGGCUGAGGAAGGGUUGAAUAUAAAUAAAGAGUACUGCCUGUUGCACGCGUUCAAUUGGUAAAACGGAGUGAAGUAGUAAACGGCGCUAUAGCAGCGGAAGAGUGAAAAAGCGAAGGAGGUCUGGGACGGGUUCGGUUCAUUGCGCGCCUUGACCCACGCCUCUCUCGUUUCUUUACUCCUCUGUUACUAUAGCGUUGUGUAUUAUGCCGAUUAUUUUUGAUAACCGAACGCCCAGUGCAGUCCUUGGAGAGUAAAACAAGAAGUUCUUGGUAUCAAGGGGAAAAGGGUGUAGUUACGAUUGUUUCCUUGGUUUCCUUGGCACCCUAUCCCCAACCCCCUUGUCCAGUUCUCGCGUGACAAUCAUUAAUAAUCCACCUAUAAUGAAUACCAGACCCCCGGCAAACCUCUCCCCGACUCGUUUCAAUCCUCCCUCGGGCGGAAAAACGCCCAUCUUACAGCGCUUAUAAUGAGAGCCUGCUCCUUUAGCUAGCUCUCGCGCAAUUCAAGCGCAUGCUGUUCUUACAAACAUGAAGCUAAACAACAGCAACUGAAAAAGAAAGACAACAAUGAGUAUACUCUUUUCUGGCUUAUUUGUUAUGUAUCGUUUUAUGCAUAAAGGUUGCUAACGCCGUAUUUUCCUGAUUCAAUUUGAAUUGAUUUAGGUUGGACUGGGUGUGAUCAAGAAGAAACUAUGUCCAUGCUGCUAAAGAAGGGAGAGAGAAACGUGUUCCCAACUGAUCUAAACCAGAGAUGCGUUCGAGCUGACCGAAUGGGAUUUUUGAACGACUAUUAGAGGUCAAGAAUAUACCAGCACUUUUUUCCUUUUCAAAUCCUGACAUCCGUAUAAAGCGAAGGAAACUUUGGAUCACCCCCCCCCUCUCCUCAUCUUCCAUCAGACUUUUGGUGUUUUUUAGUAUUUUUCUGUCUCAAAAAUUGUUACAACGAUGAAAUCACAUGUUGCUUCACCAGGCAAUUGUGUGAAAGAAGGUAAUUUGUUUUCUAAAUAAUGAAUUCGAUGUCCCCUAUCAAAAAUAUUUGGAUCCGCCCAUUUUUCGAAUCUUCUGUCUCAUCUAUUCAAUCACAAGAUGCAAAGCCAUCGACAAAAAGUGCGGGAGAAGCUAUGGAAUAUCUGUUAAAGCUUUGUAAUUCUUGUCCCAUUCCUGAUUGGACAAGAAAGUGAACUUGGUUCCCAUUGGCAGUAAGACCACUUUGGGUGAGCCAAUUACAGGAGUCCAACAAACUAUCGACAUACUUUUAGCAGUCGCUCAAAAAUUAUCCUGGUUGAGGGGAAGUUUUUGAAAUGUUAUGCACGUGUGAUAAGGUUGCUGUUUCAGUCUCAAAUAUACCCAUCGUAUGUUCCUUCUUCCAUGUCUUAGGCAUGAUUAUCUCUUCUUGUACUUACGAGACAUUUUAUUGUUGCUUAACUUAAAAACAGAAGCACUACAAAUGAAUACGUUUGAUCGCAGUAAUUCGC